Messenger RNA from Helicoverpa armigera (cotton bollworm), 453 nucleotides. RefSeq lists its product as uncharacterized. The transcript has 3 exons. Bases 4 to 384 code for a protein of 126 amino acids. Lineage: Eukaryota; Metazoa; Arthropoda; Insecta; Lepidoptera; Noctuidae. The record is from RefSeq and is a predicted model, not a curated record.
ACGAUGGUUUCAUAUUUUUUAAGUACACUAUGUCUUCUCCUAUUUAUCGCUCCAGCACUUUCUGCGAAUUACAUAAGGCUAUUUAAGCAACCGCAGAUUAAAGCUUCCUACGAUUCUUUAGAAUAUGAUCUACCAUACGUGCCUUCUAAGAUAGAGGACAGAACUAGCUUGAUGAAAGAACAGUUGGAGCAGAAAGAUAAAAUAAUUACUUUACUGACGAAGGAACAGAAAGAGGUGAAUGACGCCGAAGUAUUUCUCUCAGCGAUGUUAAGAGUACUUCAUAGUUUGCUGGUGAAAAAGCCUGAAGUUCCCAAAACGCCCAUCACGAAAGACGGUGGCAAAGACGGCAUAGCAUGGUCUUAUUACGACGAUCUUGGAAAAUAAAAAUGGAGUAUUUCCCACCAAAAAUAUACGAAAACAACUGUAUCUAUAAAUUAGCAGCAUUAUAAUUAA